AUAAGUGCAGUUUAGAUAAAGUUAUGACGAUUUAUCCAUUUCUUGAUAAAACUAAAAUAAAAAAAUAUUUGAUAUUACCGCGUAUUCCCGCUGAAUGGAUAUUUCCAUAUUGGGAAAAUCCCGCAACUAAGGCCACCUUUACUAUUCAAAUUAACCAUGACUACAUUGAUGAAACAGUUCUCUCACAUAUGCCUGGUGAUCGAAUUUUUGAAAGAAAUAAGUUCUAUACUUCAUACUACACUUCAUUUCCUAGUACAUCUGUAAUGUCCACUCAAUUGGUAGCAAUAGCAGUUCUACCUUAUGAAAGUGUCAUUUUAGUGUUAAGUACAAUUUCUGUAAAAAGCAGAUUACAAGUAAUAAAUGACACUACAUACGCACGAUCUCGAGUUAAUGACAUCACGAAGUUUAUCAGAAACAAAUGGAAGGAUAUCAUAGGAACACCAUAUGUGCAGUAUGUAAUACUUCCAGUGAACUCUAGCUAUUAUGAAACUGUAGUAACUACUGGACUUGUUUUUUUUAAAGACGCUGAUAUUGCAUACAAUAAAGAAAUUGAUUCGUUUAGAAGAAAAACAGAAGUAACAUGUUUGGUUGCACGCAGUGUGAUACAAGAAGCAUUCAGUAAUUGGUUAAUUACACUUAAACAGUCUGAUUCUUGGUUUAUCGAAGGAUUUUUUACAUUUUACGGAGUUUAUGUAGUCGAUCAGAUUUACAGUGAGACUUUACUGAUGUCGAUUGUGGUACAGACACGACGAAUGGUUUUUGACUAUACACAAGCUUUUAUUGAAUAUGAUUUACCACUACAAAAAAAUCGACUUUUACACAACGUAACUUUUAGUAAAAUGUGGAGAGAAAAAAUAUUCACUAUUUUCUAUAUGAUUAAUAGCUUAUUCCGUAAUCCAGAUGUACUAUACAACUUUAUUUUUGAUAACGCGAUAAAGUUAUAUAACACUAGUACAUCCAGUGAGACAUAUAAUCUUCAGUCUAUUCUCGAGAAUGUAUGGAGCGAUUUAAUGUUUGUGCCGGCCAUAAUUGAAAACAUCCGAUUAAAGAAUGAAGAUAUAAAAAAUGUGAUAACUACAUGGAUAGAACAAACUGGCUAUCCCCUGGUACAAGUAAACCGGGACAAUGAUACACAAUCUCUAGAAAUUAUAGUUCAAGAUUGUGUUGCAGUUAAACAAAAGGAUCUGUGUGCAUAUAAAUGGUGGAUACCUGUAACCUAUGUACCAAUAGCAAAAAAUGUGUCUAUUACUAAUCAUUAUAAAUAUAUAGAACCAAACGGAAUAAGUAACUUUGUUCCGUAUAUUAAGGAAGAUGAUUUUAUCAUAAUCACAGGGCACAAUGGAUAUCGCGUCAACUAUGAUCGUAAAUCUUGGGAAAAUAUUGCCCUCUUUUUGAAAAGUAAAAAGUCUAAGACUUCGGAAGCGUAUAAAUUAUCUGACGUCUCUUUAGCACAAAUUCUCGACGAUGCUUUUUAUUUUUUAAUACAAAAUACAAAGUAUAACGUAUAUGCUGCAAAAAGGAAUAACAUAGACAUUUUUUUCAAUCUUGCAAGCAAUGUAGUUCGCAGAAAGAAUUCGUACAUAGUGUGGCAUUCCAUAUUUACAACUCUUCAAUACAUAUCAAAGAUUUUUCCAUUACCGAAAAGGUCAAAGAUCAAGACUAAAGUUGUAAAACUAUUGAAUAUUUUUCUGAAAAAUAUAUUACAUAAAAAUGUUUCCGAGAAUACUGUCAGUAAUCAAGUAUAUCACGAAGUUUUAAAAUGGACAUGCAUUCUUGGUGGCUUACGGUGCAAAGAACAUAUUAAUGCUAUAUUACAGUGGCAUUUAGAAAAUCCUGUACAAUACAGACUGUUGCCAAAUUGGCAGAACUGGAUGUAUUGCCAAGGAUUGAUGUUAAAACUUAUAACUGAUAAGAUGUUGUGGCAUAAAAUACAGGACAUUUACUUGUCACAAGAGAAACACCAACACUUCUUUCAUCUUUUCUCUUGUUCUGGACUGAAUCAGAGUGUGGAAUCUUUUGGUUUUGCACUAAAACAUAAUUUACUAAAAGAAAGUGAUUCCGUUACCAUAUUUUUUGAUAUUAUUGCAAGACAUGUAGAAGAUUGUUGUUUACCGAAUAGUAUAAUAAGCAAAACACAAGAUAAAUAUUCAAGUAUGUAUGCAUCAUUUGAAAGAAACAUAAGCAUACUUGCAGUUAUGAGUUUUCGUAUUAAUCACAUAUAUUCAGAUGAAGGUCUUGAAAAGGUAACGUUGUGUGAACAUAAUCGGUUACUUGUACUAUAA
Messenger RNA from Pseudomyrmex gracilis, 2282 nucleotides. Its product is annotated as glutamyl aminopeptidase-like. The record is from RefSeq and is a predicted model, not a curated record. Gene Ontology annotation, cellular component: cytoplasm. The transcript is spliced from 10 exons. Gene Ontology annotation, molecular function: metalloaminopeptidase activity; zinc ion binding; peptide binding. The coding region runs from base 24 to 2282 and encodes 752 amino acids. NCBI's taxonomy places the organism in Eukaryota, Metazoa, Arthropoda, Insecta, Hymenoptera, Formicidae. Gene Ontology annotation, biological process: proteolysis; peptide catabolic process.